UCCGCUGCGUGGCCUAACCAUCAAAUCCCACUAGAUGGCUGCAACAGACUCGUCGAUUUAGGAUCUGAUGUUCGCCUCGAAUUGCAUUGAUUCCAGCCAUUCGCAGCCCUUCCCCCACCUUUACCGCCGCGGCACCACCAGAACCGAGCCAGACCGCUUUUCCUUUGGAGCUUUUGGCUUUCAGACGACGCUGCGAGGGUGGAGAUGCUGAGAAGACCACCCCGAGGCCACUUGUAGCCGGCGCGACGACCAACUGGCCCUGACGAGCAGCCGGUCGGAUUUCUCCUCCCUACGCACUAGGUGUUCGACAAAAAUCCUCAAAGAUGGGUUCGUUCAUAUCCUUCCCGUGGGAUGAUUCCUCUCUAAAGAAGAAUAUGAGAUGGACAAAGACGAGGACUUUGCUCUGAUUACGAUGAUGUACAUGCAUAAGAACAAGAGAGGCAUGGUGGUUCUGUUGUCGGCAGAGAGGCGAUUCGUAGGUUGAGGAAAGAUGGGCACAAUAGACUGGUGCUCAACUAUUUCAAUCCCAAUCUGAUGUAUCCAGAGCGAUACUUUUGUUGUCGGUUUAGGAUGUUUUUGAAUUUAUUCCUUCACAUUACCAACUACGUGAAGUAGCAUGAUCGGUUAUUUGAGCAGAGGAGAAAUUGCUCUGGAGAUCUUGGACGUGCCACUAUCCAAAAGGUGAUAGCGGCAUUAUGCAUGAUGACAUAGGGUGUUCAAACAGUUUUCUUUGAUGAUAACUUGGCAAUGGGAGAGGACUUUAAUCUUUUGUAUGAAGAAAUUUGCAAAUGUGGUGAUUGAAGUGUUUGAGCCGGAGUAUUUGAGAGAACCCAAUGCUCAGGACAUUCAACAACUUCUGAAGAUGAACAAAGCAAGUGAGUUUUCAGGAGGCAUAGAGAAGAGGGAUCAUGGACUUUCAGAGCACUCAGGGCAAUUAUUGUUUCCAUGAAAAUGUUCUGCUGCACGGAGAUGGAUCAAAUGGAGCUGGAAACCCAGCCGAUGUCAUGUCUAGGGUGGACCUCGAAAUUCAAUUUGGCUCUGAGAAGUUACUGAAUUUAGAGAUGCUGGUGAUGGAGGUAGCUGACCGAGCAAAUGAUAUUGAACCUCUCAUGCUGGACCCUGGGUCACUUUCGACUGAGUCGCUCGAGAAUGCUUUCGAAUUUGACCUAUUGUACGGGAUUCUAGAUGCAGAAGUCAGGGAGUUGGAGAGGUUAAUCAGUUAUAUUCAAAUCGAUAUUGGAAACAUCGAAAAGAAGCUUAACGGGGAAGAGUCAGAGGGCUGGUUGAAGGGUAAGCUACAUGCUGCCAUGGACUCCUUGAAGCAGAUGCAGGAGGUGAUAGCCACAAUUAGAAGAGAGUUUGCAAACUUUGAAAAAGCCCUAGACCCUUCCCACCGUAAAGCUGGAAAUAGUGAAGGUGGUGCAUAUGAAAAUGGACACGUUUCAUCUCACACAACUAUCCAGGCUGAGGGCCAAAGGAAUGUUCUUCAGAUGUUAGAACAGUCGAUAGCAAAUGAAUUAGAUCUUGAAAAGAAGCUAAGUGAUUUGGGGGUUCUCGUGGAAGAGCUGAAAAUGAAGCUGCAUCAUGUUGAACACGGGUCGUAUUUCUUGGAGGAAUCGGUUGAAGCGAUUUCUGAAAGAAUGUUUGCAGCAGAAAAUGCUUCCGAGUUGUUUCUUGUAACGUCAAAGGAACUUGUUAACAGAAUUAAUACCAUGCAGUACCAACUAAGUGCAUCAGGUUGUAGGGAAAGUGAUCUUAAAGCAAAGCUAGAGCAAAGCUUGGUGCAGUUAAAUGCUUUGAAUGGCUCACUGGAGAUGAUGCAAAAUGGCGGUGAGGAGAAUGCCAGCCAGGAUUCCAUGCAGAGGCAAAGGCUGUCGACCCCUGAGUUCUUCGCUUUACAGCAUAAGGUUCAGAAACUGGAGGAGUGGCUGAGGGAAUCUUGCUCCCAAUUGCAGUUCGUAACAGUAUCGACAGAAGGAAAUGAAAAAGAGCAGAAUAUGUCACCAUCUGAGAUAAGCAGAUUUAGGAAUAUAAUCAAUGAUAUUAAAGAUGCUGUUUCCAAAGCAGAAAGUAGAACACAAAAGGCCGAAGCAAGGUGUGCAGAGCUCACUCACACUAAUGUACAACUUAAUGGGGAGCUAAAUCAUAUGAAGACUCGGGGGUCAGAUAAGGCAGGCUUAUUGGAAAUGGAUCUUAUGGAGACAGAAGCUCAGUUAGAGCAUACAGUGGCAUCAGUUGAGGCUAUUAGUGAACAUCAGAGCAUGUUAAAGUCUUCAAUCUCUGAUAUGCAACAUGUGAUUGAAGAUCUGAAGGAUAAGUAUUUGAAAGCUGAAACCAGGGCUGAGAAUGCUGAAUCAAAAUGUACAUUGUUGACAGAUACCAAGUUCGAGCUUAGUGAAGAGAUAUCAUUUCUGAGAGGUCGAGUUGGAGGUCUAGAGAACUCGUUACGCCAAGCUAACCAACUAAAGCUGUCCACUGCAAAAGAUAUUGGUAUUAAAACUAAGACCAUCACUGACUUGGUUGCGAAACUUGCAUUGGAAAGAGAACGCCUUCAUCUGCAGAUUGUCACGCUAACAAGGAAGAACAGGAUGUUGACUCAAAAAUGCAAAGAGAAUGUCAAUGAAGGCACCUUGUUAAGCAAAAAGGUUACUGCUAAUGAAGGUGAACUCAGGCCGACUGGUGUAAUAGAGGAAGUACUUCUGGAUUCUUCAUCAAUGCAGACAAAGGUGAAGGCUGACGCUCUUAUUGGAGAGAAGGAAGCUGGGAUUACUGCUGUGCUUGAUGAUGAAUCUUGCACUCUUGAGACCGUGCGUUCUAUUGAGCCAACACUCCUGAACUGGAAGUACAUUUUCGUGGCAUUCCUUUUCUUGUUGGCUGCCGCUCUUGUGCACCUACAACUAACGUACCCUGUAUUACCAGGUAGUAUGUAAUAGGUCCCGUCUUGUAAUGAUGCAGAAAUGGCCAUCCUAUUUCUGUCCCGCAUUUGUCGUACGGGUAGCCAAUCUUAGUAGUAGCCACCGUCUCAAGUGCUGAUCCCGCCGUUACACGAAUUAUGCAGCAAGCUUUCCGAUCUUUAUCUGGAGGGGAAGGCAUACUGUCUGACUACAGAGUUGAAUCUGCGCAUCUAAUCUUUAGCACUACGGUUUCUUGAUCUUUGAAUUCUAAACCGAUUCAUAUAUGGAUACCUCUUCUGAUUUUAUGUGAAAAGUUUUCUUGCUCU
Triticum aestivum (bread wheat) is the source of this 3220-nucleotide messenger RNA. RefSeq names its product WPP domain-interacting tail-anchored protein 1. NCBI's taxonomy places the organism in Eukaryota, Viridiplantae, Streptophyta, Magnoliopsida, Poales, Poaceae. The coding region runs from base 909 to 2930 and encodes 673 amino acids. The record is from RefSeq and is a predicted model, not a curated record. The transcript is spliced from 6 exons.